Molecule: messenger RNA, 2381 nt
Organism: Epinephelus moara (kelp grouper)
Lineage: Eukaryota; Metazoa; Chordata; Actinopteri; Perciformes; Serranidae
Product: aspartate aminotransferase, cytoplasmic-like
Exons: 9
Coding region: 109-1341 (410 amino acids)
Biological process (GO): L-aspartate biosynthetic process
Cellular component (GO): cytosol
Molecular function (GO): pyridoxal phosphate binding; L-aspartate:2-oxoglutarate transaminase activity
Source: RefSeq, a predicted model, not a curated record
CAGGGUGAAGGUGAACCGGGCCCAUCUCUCUCUUGUCUACCCGUCAGUGGAAGCACCCUCUCCCCGUCUCCUCCUUCUGCACCGGGAUCACCUGCCUAGCCCCGAGCCAUGUCCAUAUUCAGCGAUGUCCCGCAGGCUCCUCCGGUGGCGGUCUUCAAACUGACCGCUGACUUCAGGGAGGACAGCCACCCGCAGAAGGUGAAUCUGGGAGUUGGAGCUUACCGUACUGAUGACUGCCAGCCCUGGGUGCUGCCGGUGGUGAAGAAGGUGGAGCGACUGAUCGUGGAGGACAACAGCUUGAACCACGAGUACCUGCCCAUCCUCGGCCUGCCUGAGUUCCGCUCCGCCUCCUCCAAGGUCGCGCUGGGAGAGGACAGCUCUGCCAUCAAGGAGAACAGGGUGGGAGGGGUCCAGGCUCUGGGUGGAACAGGUGCCCUGAGGAUCGGGGCGGAGUUCCUGCGCCGCUGGUACAACGGCGUGAACAACACUGCCACACCUGUCUACGUCUCAGCGCCUACCUGGGAGAACCACAAUAGUGUGUUUGCUGAUGCUGGCUUCAAAGACAUUCGGCCCUACCACUACUGGGAUGCUGCUAAGAGGGGCCUGGACCUCGCCGGGCUCCUGGACGAUCUGGAGAAAGCUCCAGAACAUUCCAUCUUCGUCCUCCACGCCUGUGCGCACAACCCCACCGGCACCGACCCGACCCCGGACGAGUGGAAAAAGAUCGCAGAGAUCAUGAAGAGGAGGAACUUGUUUGUGUUCUUCGACUCAGCCUACCAGGGUUUCGCCUCCGGCAGUCUGGAUAAAGAUGCCUGGGCCAUCCGCUACUUUGUCUCUGAGGGCUUUGAGCUAUUUGUGGCUCAGUCCUUCUCCAAAAACUUUGGCCUUUACAAUGAGAGAGUUGGCAACCUGACCAUAGUUGCCAAGGACAACGAGAACCUGACCCGCAUCCUGUCCCAGAUGGAGAAGAUUGUCAGGACAACUUGGUCCAACCCGCCGUCUCAGGGAGCACGCAUCGUCAGCAAGACCCUCAACUGCCCCGAGCUCUUCGCUGAAUGGAAAGGUAAUGUGAAGACCAUGGCAGACCGCGUCCUGCUGAUGAGGGAUCAGCUGAAGAGCAAGCUGCAGGGUCUGGGCACCCCGGGGACCUGGGACCACAUCACCCAGCAAAUCGGCAUGUUCAGCUUCACCGGCCUCAACCCCAAACAGGUGGAGUACAUGAUCAAAGAGAAGCACGUGUACCUGAUGGCCAGCGGUCGCAUCAACAUGUGCGGCCUGACCACCAAGAACAUCGACUAUGUCGCUCAGUCCAUCCACGAGACCGUCACCAAGGUCCAGUAAAGGCUGCUCCUGUCCGCCCACUUCCUGCCUCCUGUACGCCACAGGAAGUAAUCGUCUUGUCUGUGCCCUUGUACCCCUCCCCUGCUCAUCCUCGCCUCCGAUUGGUUAAACUGCAGCAGGGAUUUUGCAGUUGAACCAAUGAGAGGGGGGAUGCUUUACUGUUCUCACAUGAAGGUAUAAACCUUUGGGAGGUGCAAUGAUUUUAGGAAGACACUUGAACGCACAAAGUCAGGUCUCACCGUCAGCAGAGCUCCACACCCAAAUGUGUAAAAUGUCUUUUUACCCAGGUCCCUUCAUUUUUAGACUUCCUGUUUUUGUGCUAUCCAAAUCAUUUCUGGUCACAAAAGAUCACUCGUUUUCUCAGUCGUUUAUAGCACAUCAGGGGAUUGAAUAAGAUGUGUCUGUAAUAUUGAACAAAAUGCCACUCAGGUGGGUUAAUGUAAAUAGGUGUAAGCACUGUUAGAGGUCCUGAUGUGUCCCGCAGAAGCACUGGAGUCCAACUUCACUUCAGCUCGGAGCCCGUAACAAAUCAGAAAGAUUAUGACUCCUUUUUCCAGCCAUGAGAUUUUACAAUUUCAGAAAUUAAAUACAUUUUUAUUUUAUGAAUAAUCAUUUCAUCUCAGGACUUUUCUUAUGCUGAAGUUUUAGGAAGGGCAUUAUGAGCACAACGGUUAUUGUCUCUGUCAUGUGACCAGACUGAAAGGUCAUUUAAAGGUAAAUGCAUGUGCCUGAUGUUGUCGGUUUUGCCUUUGUCAGACCUGUGCAGCUACGUAGAAGAUCAUAAUGUUAAUAGAACGUCACAAAGUGACUCUGUGCCAUCAGCGAACAAAAUCACCUCCUUUCUCUCCCUGCUGUUAUUUUCUCUCCACCCUGCAGUGCCCUUAUUGUGUUGCAGAACGCCUCUGUAAAGCCGGUUGUUGUAAUGACCUCAGAGCCUGACACUUGUUGGCCACAUAACCACACUCCCAUGUGGUGUUGUUUGUAAUGGCACACGGCAGUAUGUGUGUUCAUGCUGAAAUAAAUUAUAUACAGGAACCGAA